Molecule: messenger RNA, 465 nt
Organism: Protopolystoma xenopodis
Lineage: Eukaryota; Metazoa; Platyhelminthes; Monogenea; Polystomatidea; Polystomatidae
Source: the annotation of a GenBank genome assembly
AUGCCUCAAUAUGCUUGGGCCAGCAUUGCUACUGUUCGUGAACUCGAGCAGAGAAUCGCUACCUUCAUCCCGGUCCGCCUAACCUCAGAACUGGACAGCCUCAUGUUGGUCGCACAGCUCUUAAGAAGAUAUUGCCAGAGCUUCGCUUGCUUAUCUGGUACCAAAAGACAACAGGUUCCUUGUUCCGGCUUUACAGUAACCAAUGCAUCGGGAUUCUCGUCACCCAGAAGCAAAGUUGGCCAUUUUCGGUUGAACAACUUGCCAGGAAAGUAUGACGAAAGUCGGAAAGAAAUUCUAAAUGAAAUAAAGUCUCAGCAUGCAGAAAUUCGAUUAAGAUAUCAUGAAUUUCAAAGGGUUGGUAUUCAGCUGUCCACCUUCACAAAUACAACCCAGAAUCUGGUGAAACAAGCGCAUUGUCAAGUAAGUUACACGAUGCCGAUACUUUUGCAUAUUUUCUUCAGGUAA